Molecule: messenger RNA, 3114 nt
Organism: Lachancea sp. 'fantastica'
Lineage: Eukaryota; Fungi; Ascomycota; Saccharomycetes; Saccharomycetales; Saccharomycetaceae
Source: the annotation of a GenBank genome assembly
AUGUCGUCGCCGCCGGGUGGUCAGAACGAUGUUCCAAGCUCAACUUUUGGCGACGAGAAUAAUCGAUUAUUUCACAACAGUCAAGAUGGGCUGAAUAUCCCAUCAUCCGUACCGCCUGCAAAUCAAUCAUCCCCCCCGUUCUCUUCGAUUGGAGGGGCUUAUGGCGAUGAUACCGGCUCUGGUGGUCAUUCCGGUGCCACACCGAUAUUCCCCAGUUCCUCCAUGGGAAAUGUAAAUCGCCAUUCCCAACAAAACCAGGCCUUUAGCAGUGAGAGCUUUGCAAGAGAACAAAACGAUAACGGAGGUGAAUUUGAAGAUGACAACUUGCCACUGGGAGGCGUGAGAACAAGGAACCUUAAUACCAUAAAAAAAGUCGACGAUGUUACCGGUGAAAAAGUUCGCGAGGCGUUCGAGCAUUUCUUGGAGGAUUUCACAUUCGAGCCAUCUGAAGAUAACGACCAGCAGGGUCCAGUGAAAGUUUACCGGUCACAAAUACAAUUUAUGAAGAUCUACGAUCUCAGCACUAUCUACAUUGAUUAUCAGCAUUUAUCGACACGAGAGAAUGGUGUUUUGGCUGCAGCUAUCGCAGAACAAUAUUAUCGGUUUUUGCCUUUCCUUCAAAAAGGUUUAAGGCGAGUCAUUCGUAAAUAUGCUCCGGAAUUACUGUUGACGUCCGAUUCGGUCGUCAGUUCUCAAAAUUCAGAGAACCUGAAUACCCAAACUAAUACAGGUUUUGAUUCUUUGACUCAGGGAAGCCAAUUAACGGGGACUGGAGCGGGAAACCCUAGCUCUGGUUUUGCCACAGGUGCAUCGACAACCAGCUCACCAGAGCAGUCAGAACGCGUUUUCCAGAUCAGCUUUUUCAACCUACCAACAGUACAUCGAAUUCGUGACAUUAGAGCCGAAAAGAUUGGUUCUUUGAUGUCAAUUUCGGGUACUGUCACUAGAACAUCUGAAGUUCGGCCCGAGCUUUACAAAGCUAGUUUCUCUUGUGAAAUGUGUCGUGCAGUCGUUGACAAUGUCGAGCAGGUAUUCAAAUAUACGGAACCCACCUAUUGUCCCAAUCCCUCCUGCGAGAAUCAGGCAUUUUGGACCCUCACGGUUGGUAGAUCAAAAUUUCUGAAUUGGCAAAAGGUGAGGAUUCAAGAGAAUGCAAAUGAAAUCCCCACGGGUUCGAUGCCUCGGACGAUGGACGUGAUUUUGCGAGGCGACUGUGUGGAAAGAGCGAAACCAGGAGACAGGUGUAAAUUCACCGGAACUGAAAUUGUCGUACCUGACAUUACCCAACUUGGACUACCAGGAGUCAAGCCAAGUGGUUCUAUGGAUAACAGAGGCAUGUCCAGAAGUUCCGAUGGUCUGAACACAGGUGUUAGCGGACUCAAAAGCCUCGGGGUACGUGACCUGACCUAUAAAAUCAACUUCUUGGCUUGCCAUGUCAUAUCGACAGGACAACACAGUGCCAGCGGUGGGUCAAAAGACCAAGAGGAUAAUGCAGACUUGCUCAACAUGCAAAAUAGUAAUUUCGAUAACGAUGGUGAAAGGGACCAGGAAAUCUUUUUGAACAGUUUGGAUUCUCAGGAGAUCAACGAAUUAAAGGAAAUGGUUAAAGACGAACAAAUUUACGACAAAUUGGUGAGAUCAAUCGCACCAGCUGUUUUUGGCCACACGACCGUUAAAAAGGGAAUAUUACUUCAAAUGUUGGGCGGUGUUCACAAGACGACAGUGGAAGGAAUCAAUUUAAGAGGUGACAUCAAUAUUUGCAUUGUGGGCGAUCCUUCUACGUCCAAGUCCCAGUUUUUGAAAUACGUUUGUGGAUUUGCCCCCAGGGCAGUCUAUACAUCCGGAAAAGCUUCGUCUGCUGCAGGGUUGACAGCAGCAGUUGUGAAGGAUGAAGAGGCUGGGGACUUCACCAUCGAAGCAGGUGCCCUCAUGCUGGCAGAUAACGGUAUUUGUGCGAUUGACGAGUUUGACAAGAUGGAUCUUUCCGACCAAGUUGCCAUUCACGAGGCAAUGGAGCAGCAAACAAUUUCGAUUGCGAAGGCUGGUAUCCAUGCAACUUUGAACGCGCGUACAUCUAUACUUGCUGCAGCGAACCCUGUGGGUGGACGUUACAACAGGAAAUUGACUUUGAGAGGUAAUCUCAACAUGACGGCGCCUAUCAUGUCGCGUUUUGACCUGUUUUUCGUGGUGCUCGACGAUUGCAAUGAGAAGAUCGACACAGAACUUGCUGCACACAUUGUUGAUCUGCACAUGAAAAGGGACGACGCUAUCGACCCUCCAUUCACUCCGGAACAAUUGAGACGGUACAUCAAAUAUGCCCGAACUUUCAAGCCUGUGCUCAACGAAGAAGCUCGGGCGUAUCUGGUUAACAAAUACAAGGAGUUGCGUAAAGAUGACGCUCAGGGUUUCAGCAAAUCGAGCUACAGAAUCACUGUGAGACAGCUGGAGAGUAUGAUUCGUCUUUCCGAAGCCAUUGCACGGGCGAACUGUGUUGAUGAAAUCUCACCCAUGUUUGUGGCGGAGGCUUUCGACCUACUGAGACAAAGUAUCAUUCGAGUCGACGUCGAAGACGUCGAUGUCACCGGCGAUUCGGACGACGAGAACGAUAACGACGAAUCUCGUGGGGACGAUGCCUCGAGGGACCCAGAGGCCCCAGGGACGCCAGGAACACCAGGACCAACCGCUGACAGUACCACCCGCGGUCAUACGCCUCCACCUCACGACGAUUCCUCGACAAACAAGCCUAAGGGCAAGGUCACCAUUUCCUACGACAAAUACGCCGCUAUGAUCAACCUUAUUGUACAGAAAGUAGCUCAAGAGGACCGUGACGGCGGUGCAGAGCUCACAGCCACCGAUAUCGUCGACUGGUAUCUACUGCAACGUGAAAAUGAGCUCAACAGCGAGGCCGAAUAUUGGCAAGAACGCAAGCUGGCUUUCAAAGUGAUCAAACGACUUGUCAAGGACAAGAUUCUCAUGCAAGUUCACGGCAACAUGCAAGAGCUAGCAGAGCACGAGUCUGCCCAUCCUACGUCCGAGAAGAUUGUCUACGUUAUUCAUCCAAAUUGUGCCGUUCUCGACAGCAUUGUGGGAUCUUCUGCCGAAAGAAAUUCUUGA